AUGCGUCUUUCCCGCCGCUUGGUCGACCAUAGACCCACCCCACGGGGCACAUGGUACCUGGUGUACGAAUGUGUUCAUCUCAACUUGACCGGACGUUCACAGUUUUCUUUUGUUUUAGUCUCCUGGUAUAAGCGCCGGCGUUGAAACGCGCUGUCCAGCGACCAUUGUAACGUCCUAUUUUGUUUGCUAACGUGCGGGGACCAAGUGUAAUUCAUUUCCGUCAUGGUUCGAGCUCAAAGGGGUAAACAGCUACGGAGACCAAAAAAGACAGAGCAAUACGACGAAGAUGACCCUGAAGCCUACAAGAACAUGCCUGUCCCUGAUAAGAAAUCAUCCCAGUACACAAAUGACAAAAUCGAUGAGUUUCACAAUGAGAAGAUUGCCAAACUUCUCGCUCGUGGUGUUCAAAUGGAGAGUGAAACGGAGGAAAUGGACGAUGAGGAGGAAGUGAUGGCUCUGGACGAUUCUGAGACAGAGGAUGAGGAGGAAGAGGAAGAAGAGAAUGAGGAAGAGGGAACAGACAUGGAGAGUGAUCUAGAAGGGAAAAAAGAUGAAGACCUUCCAAAUGAAAUGGCAUGGGGCAGGAAGAAGAAGAUGUUCUACGACUCUGAUUAUGUGACCACCAAAGGGAAAUCCCAAGAAGAUUUGGAAGCUGAGGAACGAGAGGAAGAAGAAGAGGCUAAAAAUAUCCAAAAACGUCUCGCUGCAAAUCUGAGCGAGGAGGAUUAUGACUUAAACUUUUUUCAGGAAUUUACUGUAGAGGAGGAGGAUGAAAAGAAGACUGUAGGAAAAGAGGAGAGGAUUGUGAAAGACCUGAAGCAGAUGUCUCAGAAGGAAAAAAUGAAACUUCUGAAGAAGGAAUCACCAGAGCUGCUUGAACUUAUUCAGGACUUCAAGGCAAAGCUUACUGAACUGAAGAAUGAGCUCCAGCCCCUGAUGCAGAUGGUCAAGGAUGGAAAGAUUCCACCAGGAAAGGGUGCCGACUACCUCAAGACAAAACAGCAACUUUAUCUCAAUUACUGCACAAACAUCAGUUUUUACUUGGUGCUGAAAGCAAAACGAAUCCCUGCUCAUAACCACCCUGUGAUUGAAAGACUGCUCACCUACAGAAAUCUCAUCAAUGAACUAGGAGCAGUGGACACUCGGCUUGUGCCGGAGUUUCGCAGGCUAUUAGCUGGUGAGGAGACAGGUAAGCCCCCCGGGAAGCCAGCAGAGGGCAUGAAGACCAGGGUCUCCAAUACGAAGGAAGAGGAUUCUGGAGAAACCAUGCCCGAGGUCCAAGAGGACUCAGACUCUGACCUGGACGAGGAAGCGGCUUUGCGUUUCUACAGAGACGUGGAGGAGCGGUUGAAAUUGAAGAGAAAGCGCAAUGACGCGAAAGCUGAAGAGUUGGUGGAGAAUGACAAUGAGGAGGAAGAGCUGGAUUCAGAUGCUAAGAGAGGAAUCACUUACCAGAUGGCCAAGAACAAGGGGCUCACACCAAAGAGGAAGAAAAUUGACCGUAAUCCCAGAGUCAAGCACAGAGAGAAGUUCAGACGGGCCAAAAUCCGCAGAAAGGGACAGGUCCGUGAGGUUCGUCGAGAGGAGACACGGUACAGCGGAGAGCUGUCUGGUAUUCGUGCUGGUGUCAAGAAGAGCGUCAAAUUUAAGUAACCAAGAGAGAAUCCAAAAUAUGCUGCCAAGUGUGGCCAUGGGAUUGAAAAAAUACCAAUGGACUGUACUUGUACAUGUUUAUUAUAGAUGACCCUUGUAGUAAAGCAUAUCACUGAA
Messenger RNA from Xiphias gladius (swordfish), 1770 nucleotides. It is a transcript of the gene utp3, whose product is annotated as UTP3 small subunit processome component. The coding region runs from base 223 to 1653 and encodes 476 amino acids. Gene Ontology annotation, cellular component: nucleolus; small-subunit processome. Lineage: Eukaryota; Metazoa; Chordata; Actinopteri; Istiophoriformes; Xiphiidae. The transcript has 16 exons. The record is from RefSeq and is a predicted model, not a curated record. Gene Ontology annotation, biological process: maturation of SSU-rRNA from tricistronic rRNA transcript (SSU-rRNA, 5.8S rRNA, LSU-rRNA).